CCUUUAGUUUUUGCAGUAGCCUGCUGUUAAAGUGUCUUUUUUGGUUUUGCUGCCAAUAUUUAACUGUAUUUUGGAAAAACUUCCUACUACUGUUAGAAUUUUCCAGUAAUUUGUUCAGAGUAAAAGUGAAUAAGGAGGCUUGUAUUGACCUUCUCUGUGUUGAAGACAUCUUUGUAGCUCCUUUAAUCUGUUUCUUUGCAUCUUUUUCUUCACUCUGGUGCCAAUAAAUACCUUCACGAUUGAAUAAACACAGAUAUUAAUAACGUCUCUUUGUAAGGAUUUCAUGUCUGCAGUGAUGACCCACAGAAACAGGAGCUUCAUAUCGUUUCAUCUUUCAUGACCUUGCAACUGUGAAGGUGGUGGAAACUCCCGGUGGAGAUACUCUGAUCUCUUUAACCCUACGCUGACAGAUGUGGGCCAGUAGUAAAGAGCAGGUUAAACUACAUCAGCUCUGUAGAGCGUUCAAUCUCUGCUGCUGUCUGGAACUGACUUAUCUGGUUUCAGUAUGAUUCUGAAAAUUCAAAUGCUAAAGUUUUCUGAAAAUCAGAGUCAGAUGUUUCCCAGGAUAUUUCCCACUAUAUUUUGUCCAUCACUCAUUGUAGAAAACCAUCAAACGCUCUAAUCCUGUUGUAUACGUUUGGUCUUGGUUCCAUUGAUGCUGAACACAAGUUGCCUCACACCAUUAACGCCAAAGAUAUCUGUCCUCUCAUACUGACAGAGGGCUAUUUUGGAGGCCAGUAUGUGGGGAGAGAUAUGUCAGCUGUUCAGCACUAUGCUCCAUCACAGAAAGGAAAAACAGAAAGCACUACAGGCUGUCAAGUUUGGGGAGUGGGAUGCAACGAGUGAACCUGGACAUGCUCUUCUCUGGCUGAACGUUUGCUGCUAAUCUUUAAGGAUUUGUGAGAAACAAGACAAGACUUGGACUGAUCUGUGGCCAUGGUGGAUGUUUAAUCUGGGCUUCUGUUUUUGGUGAUUGGUGCUACAAGUUGGUAUGCAGGGAUGGAUUCUUUCUAGAAGACGUCUUGGCUGAAGGUGUUUGUGAUCUGAUGUUCUAGCUGUUAUUUCUGUUGAUUUUUAUUGAACAUGGUGUCAAUGGAAACUUUUUAAAAAGUGCAUCACGUUUAAGAAUGUCUGCAGAACUCUGUCCAUGAUGUUCAUUUUACAGGUUCUCUUGGUGUAGAUUGUAAUUGUCAUAACAGAUCCAUGUAUAAUCUAGAUUAGCGUUUGCGAAGACAAAGUCAACGUGCGACGCGUCAUGAAGUGCCUUUAUAGAAGAACUGAUGUCAUUCUUGGAUGACAAAACAUCUCGACCACUAAGUGUUGCCUGAUCUCAGAUAUCAGAUCAAUCGGUUUGGUGAUUGGCAGCUCUCGUUGUGAAGCUUCCUCUUCUUCUGAGUUCAGUCCUGCAGCCUUCUGGAGGCAGCUGAGUCUAUAUCGGUGGCGCUGAGCUCAGCCCAGUGAGGUGACAGGGAUUACCGAGGUCUUCAUUACUGAGGAGGUCUGGCAUGCCGUCACGGGAUCAAGGCUGAUAGCAUUCGUGUCCAUUUUGAUCGGCUGCUGUUGCCAUUUUUAGAAGAGUUUGAAGCGUCAUUAGCCUGAGAGGAAAUUAUUAUGCAGACAAAACAAAAUGUGGAGGAUUGUUCCCAUGGGUGCAACAUCUGCAGCUAAAUGUUUUAGCUUCUGUUUAGGAAUUAGGUCCUCUCUUCUGUGCAGAAUAGUUUUAAUUCAACCACAUUAGAUGUUUUUUUUUAGUAUAAACUGUCCUUUUAAGGUCCUUCCACAGCCUCUGAACUGGAUUCAGGUCCAGACUUCAAAACCUUAAUUUUGUACUUUUUGAGCCACUUAAGGUGGACUUCAUUGUGUGCUUGGGUCAUUGUCAUCCUGCAUAAACCAUUUGGUGGAUGUUUUCCAGGAGGAUUUUCUGAUAGAACAGAAUUCAUGGCUCCAUCCAUUAUGAUGAGUCGUCCUUGGAAGAAAAGCAGCCGCCACCAUGUUUCAUUGUUUUAUCACAUUUUUCUUGUGGAAUGAAGUAUUAGCUUAAUGCCAGAUGUAACGUGUAGAUUUUCAGUUUAUAUAAUUUUUAGCCUGAGAGGAAUUUGUUGUGCAAAUGGACUUAAUUUUCCAACAAAAUAUCUCAGCAAACUGUGCUGGACUGUACCUGAAAAUUGUAGAGAAAGGACUGCAGAUGUUUUCUGCUCGCCUGCUGUUGCCACUGCAAUCAACAUUAACUGUAGAUUAUAAAAUAUUCUUCACAUAUUACUGUGACUUGCAGAUGUAUAUACCAUAAAUAACGAUCUUAGCAAAACAAUAAGCUUUAGGGAACCUGUGUCCGAACUCUUCAUGAUUCAGAAUUGACCUCUACCAACUUUUAAAAAUACCCCCAACAAUAGAGGAAACGGGAUAAAUGAGGUUAUUUAUUUAUGGACUGGGAACAGUUGCAGUGUAAGGCAAAUUGUGGAGUAGUAACUAUAUUGUAGAGACCAAACUGUAGCAUUAGCACCUUUAAUUUCCAUAGUACUCUACUGUUUUAUUGACAUUUUUGUUUUCGUCUCCCAAAAAGCACAACAUUUUACAGUAUUUUAGUGUAUUUUGGAGGAACUACGCAAGACAUAUAUACGAUUAAUAACAAGCUUAGCCAAUAUUAACCUUUAGGAAACAUGUAUCUUAACCCUGUAUGAUUCAGAUAAAUAAUAAAGGACAUAGGAAAAUAUGCAUUUAUGGAUUGGACAAAGUUGCAUUUUAAGGCAAAUGUUCAGGACUGAAUGACUGGAUUUUUUUUUUUCUGAUCAUGGUAUGAAUCCCAGACAUUACCUGAUUUAUAUUCUAUUGUAGGUGCAGCCUGUUACUGUGGUAUAAAACAAAGAUUCCUCCAUUAUCCAGAAAGACGACAUGGAAGACAUUCCUGGAGGGAUAGUAGCAGCUGCCAAAAACCGUCUGCAGGUGUUGAAGGGUUUGGAGGAUGUGGAGGUCCCGGAGUGUGAGAGCUGCUCCUUCGAGGUGACUCUGAACCUGGCUUUCAUCGAGGGAGUGUGGACCAGAGAUGGGACACAGCUCAGGUCCAAGCCCAACUGUCGCAUCAGCACUCAUGGGAAGAAACACUCGCUUAUUCUGAAGAGGGUGGCUCUGGGAGACGCUGGGUUGUUCGCUUUUGAGGCCAGCGGUGUUCAGACCUCAGGACGACUCCAUGUCAAAGCUAGAGACAUCCACAUUGUGAAGGAGCUGGAGGAUGUUGAUACAAUGGAGCGUCAGCCCGUGAACUUCCUGUGUGAGGUCAACCAGGUGGAUCUGGAUGGUCGGUGGUACAGAGAUGACUGUCGCAUCCGACAUGGAGACAGCGUGAAGAUCAGACACCAGGGUAAAACUCACACCCUGUUCUUCAAGUCAGUCAGACCAGAACAUGCAGGGGAGAUCAGAUUCACUGCAGAACGAGUCUCAUCCUAUGCAACUCUCACAGUGAAAGAGCUUCCAGUCCAGAUCAUACGUCCUCUAAGGGUAAAGAUAGCCAUGUAUCGGCACCGAGGUCUGCUCGAGUGCCAGGUUUCCAGACCUAAUGCUCAGGUCAGGUGGUACAAGAACAGGAAGGAGCUCCUGCCCAGCAAAAAGUACCAACUAAUCAACCAAGAUGUCUACAGGCAGCUGACCAUUGAUGACGUCUGCUCUUCAGAUGAAGACACCUACACGUGUGAUGCAGGAGAUGAUAAAACGUCUUGUCAACUUCUGGUGGAGGAGCAGGCUAUCACCAUCGUGCAGGGGAUGAAAUCAGUGGAGGUGAAAGAGCCGGAGCCGGCGCUGUUCCAGGUGGAGACUAGCCUGAAGUCAGGGAGGCCUCCGAGGUGGACCCUGAACGGUGAAAUUCUGGAGCCGUGUGCUGCAGUGAACAUCGACAGGGAAGGAACCGUCCACAGCCUCCGUCUGACUUCCACAGAAGCCUCCAUGUCCGGUCCUGUUGUCUUUGUGGCCGGAAAGAGUCGAUCCACUGCCCAGCUGACUGUGAAAGAGCGCCCUCUUCAGGUUGUCCACCACCUGGAUGAUGUAGAAGUGAAGGAGAACAGCUCUGUGACUCUGAGCUGUGAGUUCGCUCCAUCUCCGAGGGCGGUUCGCUGGUUUAAAGGUCGCACAGCCCUGAAGACCUCCAACAAAUACAGCAUGAAGAGGGAAGGGAAGCGAGCAGAGCUGGUCAUUCACGGCCUGGUAGGGAUGGAUUCAGGACAGUACCACUGCAUGGCUGGAGGUUCUCAGAGCACUGCACACGUCCAGGUAGAAGUACGAAGACUGAAGUUGGUGAAACACCUGGAGCCAGUGGACAUGGAGGAGGACGGCAUCGCCAGGUUCACCUGUGAGCUGAACUACGUGGUGGCCAACGUGGAAUGGCUCCUCAACAACGUCCGCCUCUAUUCCAACGCCAUCAGCAGGAUCCAGCACAUGGGCACCAUGCACAGCCUCGUCAUCAAGAAGCUCCGGCCUCAGGAGAGCAGGCUCACCUUCAAAGCUGGACUUCUUAGCGAAACCACAACCUUAAAGGUUAAAGAACGCCCAGCGGUGUUCCUGAGGUCUCUGGAGGAUGUGGUUGGGGAGGAACAAGGAGAGGUUUGUCUCCAGUGUGAAAUUUCCAAGGAGACGGUGUCCCCUGUGUGGAGGAAAGAUGGUGUCGUCCUGAUAGCUGAUGAUAAACAUGAGCUGCUGCAGUUUGGGAAGUCCAUGGCGCUGAUUAUCCAUUCACUGACUAAAGAUGAUUCUGGACAGUACAGCUGUGACCUGGGAACCAGUCAGACCAAGGCUAAAGUUACUGUACAUGAUUUACACAUCACCAUUGUCCAGCGCAUGAAGACAACCUCAGUCCUGGAGGGCGAAAACUGCACCUUUGAGUGUCAUCUCUCUCACGAUCUCGAUGAUGAACCCUCCUGGUCCAUCAAUGGUCAGCUGGUGGUAACCAACAGUCACAUUCAGCUCAUCAGCAACGGACGAAAGUAUAAGAUGACCAUUAGAGAUGCUGUUCUGACGGACGCUGGAGACGUGGUCUUCACAAUUAAAGACUUAACCUGUAGGACGAUGCUCUUUGUGAAAGAGAAGCCAGUGCACAUCUUCAGGGAACUGUUGAGCGUGAAGGCAGUUCCUGGUGAGGACGCCGAACUGAGCUGUGAAAUCACCAAACCAGGAGUCACCAUCCGCUGGCUGAAGAAUGGACAUCUCAUCAGGGAGAACCCCAAGUACCAGAUGAGCGUGGAGAAGAACCUGGCUCGACUUCUCAUCAAGAACACCACCAUCAGAGACUCUGGAGAGUACUGCUGCGAGGCCGAGGGAGUCGCCUCCCGCGCCAAGCUGGAGAUCAGAGAGCUCCAGCACACAUUUGCGAGGGAGCUGAAGGAAACCCGAGGCGAGGAGAAGGGGAAGGUGACCCUGGAGUGUGAGACCCGGCGGCCGGCCCAGCGGGUGACCUGGCUGAAGGGCAUGGUGGAGCUGAGGGCCGGCAGGAAGUACGUCAUCAGGCAGAAGGGCGUGGUGCUGUCGCUGACCAUCACCUGGCUGGACAAAUCCGACACCGAUGUUUACACCUGCGACGUGGGCACCAUGCAGAGCCGGGCGCAGCUGACGGUGCAGGGUCAGAGGGUGUUGAUCCUGGAUGAACUCGAAGACGUCGAGUGUCUCGAAGGCGACACGGUGACGUUCAGGUGUCGGAUCUGUCCCAGCGACUACACCGGCGUCAAGUGGUAUCUGGACGAGACGCUGCUUUAUACCAACGAGCUCAAUGAGAUCCAGAUGAUUCCUGGAGGAUUCCACACCCUGACGUUCAGGCAGCUUGCCCGGAAAGACACCGGCACCAUUUCAUUUGCAGCCGGAGACAAGAGAUCCUACGCUUCUCUGUUGGUUAGAGAGAGGCGUCCCACCAUCAUUAAGUCGCUGGAGGACUGUGAAGCUAUUGAAGGAGGCGGUCUGGUUUUGUCCUGCGUCGCCUCCAAGCCCUGUCACAUCCUGUGGUACAAAGAUGGAUGCCUGAUGUGGAACUCCUCCAGAUACUUCGCCAGUCGGUCUGGAUGUGAAGCUCGACUGACCAUUCGGGAGGUCUGCAGCGGAGAUGCUGGAGUUUAUGAGUGCAGCGCUGGAUCCGUCACAACCAGAGCUGUAGUCACUGUUAAAGCCAUCCCAGCAGAGUUCACUCAGCUUCUGACGACUCUGGAGGCCAAAGAAGGAGAAUCUGUGACUCUGACCUGUGAAUACUCUCUACCUGGAGUCCAGGUCCACUGGAGGAAAGGUUUGGAGAGCAUCAGAGCUGGAGACAAGUACGUGAUCAAACAGAGGAGGACCAUCAACUGUCUGACCAUCAAAGCCCUGAAACCCGAGGACUCAGGAGAUUAUUCCUGCCAGUGCAGAGAGCACCAGACAUCAGCCAGCCUCACAGUCCACGCUAUUCCCAUCACAUUCGUCCAGCAGCUGAAGAACGUGCAGGCGGAGGAGGGCAGCAGUGUGAUUUUACGCUGCGAGAUCUCCAAACCUGGACUCCCAGUAGAAUGGAGGAAGGAACAGGAGCUGCUGAGGAACGGCGUCAAGUUCCAGAUCAGAAAGAGAGAAACCUCCUUGGAGCUGCUGAUAUGGAAGCCUGUACCUGAAGACAGCGGUGUUUACAGCUGUGUGUGCGCCGAUCAGAUGACGUCUGCUAGCGUCAGAAUCACUGCUCUUCCAGUCACCUUCAAGCAGAAGCUGAGGAACGUGAGCGUGGAGGAGGGAAACACCGCCACGCUUCGCUGUGAACUUUCCAAACCCGGUCACUCUGUGGAGUGGAGGAAACGAGGAGAUGAGGUGAUCAGGAAUGGAGAGAAGUAUCACGUCCGACAGAGAGACAUGCUGGUGGAACUGAGGAUCUUUGACGUGACGCUGGAGGACAGCAACAUCUACACCUGCAUCUGUGGAAGCCUGGAGACCACCGCUACCCUCACCGUGAAUGCUCUUCCCAUCACCUUCAAGCAGAAGCUGAAGAACCUCCAGGUUGCAGAAGGAAACAGCAUCACACUGAGCUGUGAGAUCUCUAAACCUGGAGUUCCUGUGGAGUGGAGGCUGGGAGGAGAUCAGCUGGAGAAUGGAGAGAAGUACCAGAUCAAACAGAGGGACUCGGUGCUGGAGUUAACCAUCAGAGACGCUUCACCUGAAGACAGCGGCGUCUACACCUGUGUGUGCCGAGAGCAGAGGACCAAGGCCACCGUUAAAGUUGUUGCGGUUCCAGCCACCUUUAAAACGAGUCUGAAGAGUCAGGAGGCCGAGGAGGGAAGCAGCGUGACGCUACAGUGUGAGCUAUCCAAGAAAGGAGUCCCGGUUCAGUGGCAGAGAGACGGUCAGGUUCUUUCUGAGGAGGUUUCUAGAGGAAAAUACCAGGUAAAGCUGGAAGGAAGGACGGCUCAGAUGACCAUUGUAAACGUUCAGCCAGAAGAUGCAGGAAAGUACAGCUGUAUCACAGGAGACGAGAAAAGCACGGCUGAAGUCAAAGUCAGACAACUUCCUGUGAUGUUUAAACGGGAGCUGCAGCGUCUGGUGGUUAAAGAAGGCGACAGCGGAGUUUUCUGCUGUGAAAUCUCCAAACCUGGAGCUCCAGUGGACUGGAGGAAAGGAAGAGUCGUCCUGAAACCUGGAGAGAAAUACGAGAUGAAGCAGGACGGACGACUCACCAAACUGAUCAUCAACAACGUGGAGGAGAGCGACGCUGGAAAAUACACCUGCAAGACCAAAGACAGCCAAUCCACUGCUGAGCUCACAGUCCACGAAUCAGACGAACGCAGACGACAAAGAGAAUUACCUCCGAGCUUCAAGCUGCCUCUGGUCCAGCAGGAGGUGACUGAAGGCAACAGUGUGGUUCUUCGCUGUGAACUCAACAAACCUGCCGCCUCGGUGGAGUGGAGGCGAGGAGGAGGAGAGCUGCUGAAGAACGGAGACAAAUACCAGAUGAGGAAGAAGGAUCUGCAGGUGGAGAUGAAGAUCUCAGACCUGAGCGUGGAGGACAGUGGAGAUUAUAACUGCAUCUGUGGAGAAGAGACGACGACGGCGAAGAUAGUGGUGAACGAGCGUCCUGUUAAAUUCCUCCAGGAGCUGAAGAACAUCCAGGUCCAGGAGGGUACCGGAGUGUUGCUGUGCUGUGAGCUCUCCAGACCAGGCUUCCCGGUGCAGUGGAGGAAAGGCGACGACGUGCUGAGCAGCGGAGAGACAUACCAGAUGAAGCAGAACGGGUCCAUGAUGGAGCUCCUGAUCAGGAAAAGCCUCCCUGAAGACAGCGGCACAUACAGCUGCAUCUGUGAAGACGUAAAAACCUCUGCAACCGUCAUCAUCACCGCGAUCCCAGUGACCUUCAAGCAGAAGCUGAAGAACCAGGAGGCAGUGGAGGAAGGUUCUGUGACGCUACGCUGUGAACUGUCCAAGUCUGGAGUCCCGGUGGAGUGGAGGAGAGACGCUCAGCUGCUGAAGGACGGAGAUAAAUACCAGAUAAAGCAGGAAGGCAGAGUAGCCGAGCUGCUGAUCACAAACUUAAUUCUGGCAGACGCUGGAGAAUACAGCUGUUCUGUUGGAUCUACUGGGACUUCAGCCGACAUCAGAGUCAGACCUCUUCCUGUGACAUUUGAGCAGGAGGUUCAGAAUCUGGAGGUUAAAGAAGGCGACAGCGGAGUUUUCUGCUGUGAAAUCUCCAAACCUGGAGCUCCAGUGGACUGGAGGAAAGGAAGAGUCGUCCUGAAACCUGGAUAUAAAUACGAGAUGAAGCAGGACGGACGACUCACCAAACUGAUCAUCAACAAUGUGGAGGAGAGCGACGCUGGAAAAUACACCUGCAAGACCAAAGACAGCCAAUCCACUGCUGAGCUCACAGUCCACGCUCCUCCUGUUACCUUCAAGACGAAGCUGAGGAACCAGCAGGUGGAGGAGGAGAGCAGUGUGACGCUGAGCUGUGAACUUUCUAAAGCCGGCGUCUCCGUGGACUGGAGGAAAGGAGAAGAGCUGCUGAAGAACAACUUUAAAUACCAGAUUAAAGCCAGAGGGGGCGCCAUGGAGCUGAUCAUUAGGAGCAGUCAGCUGGAGGACAGCGGCGUCUACAGCUGUGUGUACGGAGACAUCAGGACCACGGCCAGCGUCACCGUCACACCCAUUCCCCUCACGUUUAAGAUGGGCCUGAAGAACCAGGAGGCCCCAGAAGGAGGCAACGUGUCUCUGCGCUGUGAGCUGUCCAGAGCCGGGGUUCCGGUCCAGUGGUGGAAAGGAGAGGACCAGCUCUACGGCGGAGGAAGGUUCCAGAUGAGUCUGAAGGGGAAGAUCGCUGAGAUGAGCAUCAGAAACAUCCAGCCGGAGGACGUGGGCGAGUACAGCUGCAUGUUCGGAGAGCAGAAGACCACCGCCGAGGUCAACGUCAGAGCUGCAGCUUCAGUCUUCUUUGAGAAGGAGCUCCAGACCCAGGCGCUGAUGGAGGGGAAGUCUGCGCUGCUGUCCUGUGAGGUGUCCAGCGCUAACGUCCCCGUCACCUGGAAGAAGGACAACAUGGUGGUGGAGGAAGGAGGGCGCUACAUCGUGAAGAAGAAAGGCCCAACGCACACUCUGGAGAUCCAGAAGCUUCAGCUGGAGGAUGCCGGAGAGUUCAGCUGCAUCACCAGAGGCAAGAAGACCACGGCCAAGCUGAUAGUGAGGGAGCGCGUUCGGAUCGUAGCCCAGCUGCGGGACGUGACGGUGACGGCUGGAGAGGACGCCACGUUUGUCUGCGAGCUGAGCCACGCCGAUGUGAGCGACGGCGUCUGGUGGCUCGGCUGCAGCCCUCUGCAGAAGAACGAGAUGAACCAGAUGACGUGUCGCGGCCGGCAGCACCGCCUGGUCCUCACCAUGACCACGCCCGAGGAGACCGGCACCGUGGCGUUUGUGAUCGGGGAGGAGAGAACGUCUGCCCAGCUGCAGGUCGUUCCUAAAGCCAAAGUUGUGUUCGAGGAGAAGCCCAAAGAUGCCGUGGUGAUGGAGGGAGAAACAGCCACUCUGAGCUGCACCACCUCUGACCUCAUCACCACGGUUACCUGGAGACGCAACCACAUCCCCCUCCAGGACGGAGACAAAUACGAGCUGCGUAAAGAAGGAAAAGUCAACCUGCUGCUCAUCCAUAGCGUGGACUGUCUGGACACCGGAACGUACUGCUGUGACACCGGAGACGAGCAGAGCAGCGCCAAACUCACGGUGACAGAGCUGCCUCCGUUCUUCCAGGAGGAGCUGCAGAGUGUAGAAGCUGAGGAAGGAGCUUCGGCGUCGCUCUACUGUGAACUGUCCAAACUGGGAGUUCCCAUCCAGUGGAAGAAGAACCGGCAGCCGCUGAGAAACAGCAGGAAGCACGAGAUGAGGCAGGACGGAUGCUUCCUGCAGCUCCGGAUCAGAGAGCUCAGACCGGAGGACAGCGGCAGCUACUCCUGUCAGGCAGGAAACGCAGAAACCACGGCGACCGUGACGGUGACAGAGCUUCCUCCGUUCUUCAAGAAAGAGCUGAGAGGUGUGGAGGUUGAGGAGGGAGCUUCAGCCUCUCUGUGCUGUGAACUGUCCAAACCUGGAGUUUCAGUUCAGUGGAAGAAGAACAGACUUCCUCUGAGAGCUAACAGGAAGUACGAGAUGAAGCAGGACGGCUGCAGCUACCAGCUGAUCGUCAGAGACCUGAAACCUGAAGACAGCGGCUGCUACACCUGUCAGGCAGGAAGAGCAGAAACCACUGCAAGCAUGAAAGUGAAAGAGCUGCCUCCGUUUUUCAGAAAGGACUUGCAGAGCGUGAAGGCAGAGGAGGGAGCUUCAGCCUCUCUGUGCUGUGAAGUUUCCAAACCUGGAGUUUCAGUUCAGUGGAAAAAGAACAAGCUGCCUCUGAAAGCCAACUGGAGGUACGAGAUGAAGCAGGACGACUGCACCCUGAUCCUCCACAUCAAAGAUCUGAAACCAGAAGACAGUGGAAGCUACAGCUGUCAGGCAGGAGCUGCAGAAACUACUGCAACGGUUUCAGUGAAAGAGCUGCCGCCGCAUUUCAUCGAAGAAUUACAAAAUGUGAAGGCAGAGGAGGGAGCUUCAGCCUCUCUGUGCUGUGAACUGUCCAAACCCGGAGUUUCUGUUCAGUGGAAGAAGAACAGACUUCCUCUGAGAGCCAACAGGAAGUACGAGAUGAAGCAGGACGGAUGUUUCCUGGAGCUCAACAUCAACGAUCUCCAACUGGAGGACAAAGGAAGCUACACAUGUCAGGCAGGAAAUGCAGAAACGGCUGCAACUGUGACAGUCACAGAGCUUCCACCGUUCUUCAAAGAAGACUUGAAAGCUGUAGAUGUGGAGGAGGGAGCUUCAGCCUCUCUUUGCUGUGAAGUUUCUAAACCUGGACUCUCAGUUCAGUGGCAGAAGAACAAACUUCCGCUUAGAGCUAACAGGAAGUACGAGAUGAAGCAGGAUGGAUGUUUCCUGGAGCUCCUCAUUAAAGAUCUGACACCUGAAGACAGUGGAAGCUACAGCUGUCUGGCAGGAGCUGCAGAAACUACUGCAUCUGUAACAGUAAAAGAGCUGAGUCCAUUCUUCAAGAAGGACUUGGUAAAUAUGGAGGCAGAGGAGGGAGCUUCAGCCUCUCUGUGCUGUGAGGUUUCUAAACCUGGACUCUCAGUUCAGUGGAAGAAGAACAAACUACCACUUAGAGCCAACAGGAAGUACGAGAUGAAGCAGGACGGAUGUUUCCUGGAGCUCCACAUUAAAGAUGUCACACCUGAAGACAGUGGAAGCUACAGCUGUCAGGCAGGAGCUGCAGAAACCAGUGGAGCUGUGAAAGUGAAAGAGCUCACUCCAUUCGUGAAGAAGGACUUGGUAAAUGUGAAGGCUGAGGAGGGAGCUUCAGCCUCUCUGUGCUGUGAACUGUCCAAACCUGGAGUUUCAGUUCAGUGGAAGAAGAACAAACUUCCUCUGAGAGCCAACAGGAAGUACGAGAUGAAGCAGGACGGCUGCAGCUACCAGCUCAACAUCAAGGACCUCCAACUGGAGGACGGUGGAAUCUACACAUGUAAAGCAGGAGCUGCAGAAACUACUGCAACUGUGACAGUCACAGAGCUCCCUCCAUUCUUCAAGAAACAAUUACAAGAUGUGGGACCUGAAGAAGGAGCUUCAGCCUCUCUGUGCUGUGAACUGUCCAAACCUGGAGUUUCAGUUCAGUGGAAGAAGAACAGACUUCCUCUGAGAGCUAACAGGAAGUACGAGAUGAAGCAGGACGGAUGUUUCCUGGAGCUCCAUAUUAAAGAUCUCACACCAGAAGACAGUGGAAGCUACAGCUGUCAGGCAGGAGCUGCAGAAACCAGUGGAACUGUGAAAGUGAAAGAACUUACACCAUUCUUCAAGGAAGAAUUGCAGACUGUGGAGGUUGAAGAAGGAGGUUCAGCCUCUCUGAGCUGUAAACUGUCCAAACCUGUAGCGCCGGUUCAGUGGAAGAAGAACCGACUGCCUGUGAGUGCGAGUUCAAAGUUUGAGGUGAAGCAGGACGGCUGCAUCCUCCAGCUCAACAUCAAACAUCUCCAACCUGAAGACGGUGGCAGCUACACCUGUCAAGCAGGACGUUUGGAGACGACUGCGACUGUAACAGUGAAAGAGCUCAGUCCAUUCUUCAGCCAGCAAUUACAGGAUGUGGAGGCUGAGGUCGGAGCUACAGCUUCCAUGUCCUGUGAGGUUUCUAAACCUGGAGUUUCAGUCCAGUGGAAGAAGAACAAACUACCAAUAAGAGCCAGCAGGAAGUAUGAGAUGAAGCAGGACAGCUGCCGUCUUCAGCUCCACAUCAAGGAUCUCAAACCUGAGGACGGCGGCAGCUACUCGUGUCAUGCAGGAACCACAGAAACCAUUGCAACUGUUUGUAUAAAAGAGCCAACUCCACCAAAGGAAGAACCUCCAACCAUCCAGCCAAGGGUGAAAGCUGCUGUCUCCAAACCAGCUGAAGAAAAAGAGACUCCUGGACUCCCAGAGACCAAACCUGUUCCUCCUGAGCCCAAAAAGAGGCUUCACAGGAAAGCAUCUAUUGUAAGUUUAGAAAAAGAUGUAGAGUCAGUGUUUGACUUGAAGCCGUCUGUGCAGAAGGAGAAUAAUGAAGUCCAGAAGAUCAUCCAGUCUGCAAGAUCUGUGGAGAAAGACUCUGGUGUUGCGCAGAACGUGACACAAGUUGAGAAGAAUGAAGAGAAAGACAUUGAAGUGAAUAGGAAAGCUGAUAAACCAGCGAGACUAUCAGAGAAAGAUCAUAGAGUUGACAGGAAGAUCGAAGAACCUGCGAGCAGUUGGGAAACAGAAAAUGGAGUUUUCCUGGAGACGAAGCGACCUGGAAGAAAAGGGGAGGAAUCAGUUAAAGUUGACCAGAAAGCUGAAAGACACACUGACGCUGUGGUUGAAACUAAACAAAAGAAGCAAGAAAUUGUGCAAGACGUAAAGGCAUCAGAGAAAACAAGUGAAGCUGACAAGAAGGUGAAACAUCCAGGAACGGGACAAAGAAUGAACAACCAGGAUGAAAACCACCCCAUGAAAGCUCCAGAAAAGACGAUUAGAAAAGAAACGACGAAGGAACAAGAUGUGAGAUCUGCUGAAAAUGAAAGUGAAGCAGAGAAGAUAGAAGAGGAACCUUUGAAACCACCAACAAGAUCUAAAGUAAAGGGAACAGAAGUAAAACAGCAAGUCAAGUCUGCUUUAAAAGAAAGUGAGGAGAUCCUUCCAGAGGUGGUAAAAGCUGCUCUGAAUGAUUUUGAAGAUCAUGUGACUAAAAGAGAGUCCACAGAGACAGAAAGAGAGAAAAAGCCUCUGAAACUAACACCUUCUGUAAAUCAACUGGGCAAACAGCCAGAAAAAAUUAUGGAAAAAGAAGAUGAGUUUGUCCCUCCUAAGCCACCUACAAGGACAAAAGGCAAAGCAAAAGGAGGAUUUGAAAAACAAGCAUCAAGAGACACAGAAACGGAUCAAGAUGAGCAACAGCCAACAAGACGUCCAGUAAAAACAACUGAAGAGCAGCCAGUAAAACAGGUAGUAAAGCCAACGAGAAAAGAAGACAAAGAGAAACCAAUAUCAGAGAGUAAGCCGUCAGUACCAACAGAUACAGAAACUAUUGAGAAGAUAGAGCCGCCUGCCAGAUUUGCAGAGAAAGAAGCCAAAGUGCCAAUAAAACAACCAGUUAAACCAAUGAGGAAAGAACCUGACGUGGACCAGGAGGUGAAACUGGCAGUCGAACCGAUUCGACGGGAGGAAGAACAACAAACGACAAAGAUGGCUGAAGACAUUCCUCUACUCUACAUAUCUGAAGAUGAAACUUUCUCAGAGGCUUUGACUGAGAUCCCAACCAACCAUAUCAAUGUCCAGCCUGUUGAUUUUCCUCUUCCUGCAGAAGAACUUCUACUGGAGAAGACUCAGCCGUCCAAAGGCUUCCCACCAGGAAUCGACAUCAACGUCGAGGAUGAACCACAACUGCAAGAGGCUGCGGUCAAGAUCCAGGCUGCUUUCAAGGGCUACAAAACCCGUAAAGACAUGCGACCCGUCUUUAAGGAGGUGUUCAAGAAUCAGAGCGCAGAUCUUCAUGGUACUCUCACUCUGAGGUGCUCUGUAGAAGGAAAACCCAACACCGUGCUCUGGCUGAAGAAUGGACAACUGAUAGCUAAUGACCAGCGCUGUCGGACUCAGAUGACGGAGAACGGAGAGUGUUUGCUGGUGAUCAAAAACCUGAUCAGCUCCGACAGCGGAGUUUACACCUGCGAGGCGGUGAAUAAGUUUGGCGUGACGUCCUACAAUGGAAACGUGACCGUAGUGCAACCGACUCCACAGAGGCCUGUACAUCCACCACUCGCAGCUAUAACUCCUUUGCAGCUCGCACCCACUAAACCUGAAGCCAAACCUCAAAAUCAGAGCCAAGAAACCUCAACAGAUGCUGUGAACUAUGUAGAAAGUGUGAGCGUCUCUCUGUGGGAGGCCUUCAACCUGACAGACCCGGACACUCAGAUGAACCUGCAGGAGAAAAGACGCUCAUCGCUCCUCGCCAGCUCCAUGUCGAGUCCUUCUGAUUAUGACACGGCUCCUGAUAUAAUGGAACCUGCAGAGACCAGCCCAGGCCUACCACGGGAAGCACCAAAACCUGCAGAACAAGCAGCUCCAAAGGCAGAUAAAGAAGAAGCUGCUGCUCCACAACCUCCUAAGAAGCUGUUGAAGGUCAAAGGAGCUCAUGAUGUUAAAUUGAGGACACCAUCUCCAAAGCACCAUCGCGCCCACACACCUCUAACCAGCACCGUUUCUGGAUCAGAGUCCGAAGGGGAGGAGGAUAGACGAGAGACGUUUGAAAUGUUCGUGGCUCGAGCCGACUGCAGUCCAAACAGUGGAAAUAAGGAGAGUUUUAUUGUGAAGGAGGGACAGUUUGUAGAAGUUCUGGACUCGGUUCAUCCUGACAGAUGGCUGGUGAGGACCAAACCCACCAAAACCAACCCGACUCGGCAGGGAUGGCUCUGUCCUGCCUACCUGGAGAAGAAGAGAAAGGAUACCUUUCCACAACUGAGAGCACCUCAGGAGGAUCUUGAUGGAAUCGGAUCUACAGGAGAAGAAUACAGAAGAGCUCUGAGUCAGCUGAUCCAAGGCCUGAUUGAUGGUGAGCAGGAGUUUGUGAAGGAGAUGAAGACGUUCAUCUCUCAGCAGCUGAAUCCUCUGGAGUCCAGCCACCACGUCCCCGUUAAUGUCCUCAACCAGAAGGAGAUCAUCUUCAGGAACGUCAAGGACAUCGUGCUUUUUCAUGAGCGGUCAGUCCUUCCUGGUCUGAGGGAAUGUUCCACAGACGAUGACGUCGCCAUGCAUCUCAUCAAACACUCUGAAGACUUUGAGAAGUAUCUCCACUACAUGGUGGGACAGCAGCAAGCAGAGGCCUGCAUCUCCGACAAGGCCGUCCAACAGCACUUCAAAGAGUUACCAGAAGCUGGUAAAACUGAUGCUGCUGUCAUGGACGUUCUGACUUUCCUCCAGCAGCCGGUGGAGAGGAUUCAGACCUACCAGGCUUUACUGAAGGAGUUAAUCAAGAACAAAGCUAAGAGUGGACAGAGCUGCUAUCUGCUAGAAGAUGCCUUCUCCAUAGUGUCCUGUCUGCCCUGGAGGUCUGACAACGUGCACCAGGUGUCCCUCAUCGACAGCUAUCCAGCUCCUCUCACUGCUCUGGGUGAACCUGUCCGACAGGGAGUUUUCACAGUUUGGGAGGAAUCUCCAGAAAUUAAAACCACCUCGAGAGGUCAUCAGAGGCAAGUGUUUCUCUUCAAGGAGUGUAUUGUUCUGUGUAAGCUGAAAAAAGACAGCAGCAUGAACCGAGACACCUUCAGCUUCAAGAACAAAAUGAAGCUGAACGAUGUGGAGAUAAAGGAGACUGUGGGAGGGGAGGAGAAGUCUUUUGGCCUGUGGCAUGAACACAGAGGCUCCAUGAGGAGAUACACUCUGCAGGGAAAUUCCACCUUAGUGAAACUGUCCUGGCUCAAAGACCUGAAGGAGCUCCAGCAGAGAUCCAGUCUGCUCACCAACAGUCCUCCAGUGUUUGACUUACUGCUGUCUGACUGCACAACAAAGAUAGGACAAACCAUCAAACUGACCUGUAAAGUCUCUGGAUCUCCCAAACCACUCAUCAGCUGGCUCAAAGACGGUCUCCCUCUGGAGGAUGAUCCACGUCACAUCAUCUCAGCAGACCGAUCCGGCUGCUGUAGUCUGAUCCUGGACAGUCUGACUGCAGAGGACUCUGGACAGUACGCCUGCUACGCUAGCAGCUCCAUGGGCAGCGCUGGCACUCUGGCUAAGGUGGCGGUUCAGGCUCCACCCAGGUUUGUGAGUCGACUGGAGAGUGCUUGUCUGAUAGAAGGAGAAGACAUCCAGUUCUUCUGUUCCACACUCACCACACCCUUACCAAGAGUCAGGUGGUUGAAGGAUGGCAGAGAGCUGACUGACCAGCAGAAAUACUCCAUCAUGAAUGAUCCUCGUAGUGGAAUCUUGUCUCUGACGGUUAUCGGGGCAACAGAGGCAGAUAUUGGACAGUAUGAGUGUGAGCUCUGGAAUGAAUUUGGCUGCAUCAAGUGUAAGGCAGGCCUUUGUCCCGCCUACGUACCGCCGACUGACAUCGAGAACGACCAACCACAAGACUUACCUCCCAAAGAUGCUGACUCAGAAGGCUGGUCCACUGCCUUUGUUAAAAAAUGGCUUCAAACUGACUUCAGCCCCACUUCUAUCGCCAAGAUGCUUUUUCCACCUGAAUACCCUGAACAUGCUGAGACCACCGCUGAAGCAGAUGUUCAUGUCUCCACACCAACACAACAACCAGUGCAGCCACCGUCCUACCUGGAGGAAGAAGAGGAGAUCUACAUCUCAGAGCCAAUGCUGGAAAUCACUGAUGCUCCUCCCUUCAUCCAGGUACCUGCUGAGGACCUGUGUGUAGAACCUGGACAAACAUCUACAUUUACAGCCAUCAUCACUGGAAGACCUGCUCCCAAGAUACAGUGGUUCAAGGAUGGAGAGGAGCUUGCAGCCAAUGAGAAUGUGAAGAUCUUGCAGCAAGGCGCUCGCUGUUCGGUGACCAUCGCGUGUCCGGAGGGCGAAGACAGCGGCGUCUACACCUGCUUCGCCCACAACUACUCCGGCCACGCUUCCUGUCAAGCUCAGCUGACGGUGGAGGAAGGUCUGCUGGAGAUUCAGGAGAGAGAGGUGGAGCUGGGGAAGAGACGGAAGUUAUUCUCCGUCUAUGACGUCCACGAGGAAAUCGGAAGGGGAACCUUCGGGGUAGUGAAGCGUGUCAUCCACAGAAGAACAGGGGAGGUCUUUGCUGCUAAGUUUCUUCCUCUUCGGAGCAGCACUCGGACCAGAGCCUUCCAGGAGAGGGACUUGUUGUCUCGUCUGGCUCAUCCCAGAGUAGCCUGUCUGCUGGACUUCUUCUGCACCAGACGAACGUUGGUGCUGAUCACAGAGAUCUGCUGUUCUCAUGGACUCCUGGACCAUUUAUUACUGAGAGGAUCAGUCUCAGAAAAAGAGGUCCAGUCAUACAUUCAGCAGAUCCUUGAAGGCGUCGGUCACAUUCACAGCAUGAACAUCUUGCAUCUGGACAUUAAACCUGAUAAUAUCCUGAUGGUUUAUCCACCGAGAGACGAGAUCAAGAUCUGCGACUUCGGCUUCUGCCAGGAAAUAGACACGUCCAGACACCAGUACAGUUUGUUUGGGACACCUGAGUUUGUUGCACCUGAGAUUGUUCACCAGGAACCAGUCACUGUGGCUACGGAUGUUUGGGCUGUGGGUGUUAUAGCCUACCUGUGUCUGGUGUCCCGAUGCCCUUUCGUGGGUGACACUGAUCGAGCCACGCUGCUCAGGGUCGGUGAAGGAACUCUGAACUGGGAUGCUCCUGACAUCAUGUACAGGAGUCCUGAAGCCAAGAACUUUCUCCACUCGCUGCUUCAGCCAGACCCAGAGAAGCGACCGUCUGCCUUUGAGUGUUUGAGCCACGAAUGGUUCCAGGAUGAACAUGUAGGAGAAGAUACCGAUGAAAUCAGCACAAAGAGUUUGAGAGUCUUCAUCUCCAAAAGGAAAUGGCAGCGUUCUUUGACUUGCAUCGGUUCAGUGCUCACCCUGAGGCCCAUUCCUGAGCUGCUCGAUGCUCCUCUCAGAGACACUGCAGCCACGGUGCCUCGAGAACCACAAGAACACAGCAGCAGCUCCCCGAGCAGCGGAUCCUCCUCCGAGUACGAUGAGGCCGAUUCCUGGGACUUCUUCCAACACUGCAGCCAGACUGAGGAGGAGGAGGAAACGGAGGAAGACUUUGAUCCGCUAAUGGAGAGAGCCCAGAUCCCUGAGCCUUUCACCAAACUCCACCUGGAUGCAGAGGAGGAUGAUGAAACUACGUUAGGGGAGGAAGAGGAUGUGGAGGUGGUGGGGAGGAGGAGUGUGUUGGAGCGAAGUGUGAGCAGGCAGUCCGUCGCUUCAUCGGAAGUUUCGUUCCAACAGACGCCUCAGAGGGAACGUCGUUUCAGCAAAGACAGCAGUCCAUCUCUCUGCCUGUCUGAUGGAGAUGAAGGUUCAGGGAGCGAUGGAGGUCGAAUCCCUCGAGGGAGCCUCAUCCGAAGCACUUUCUACAACACGUCUCAUCAGCUUUCACCGAUGUCUGCCAGACACAUGACGCUGCGGGACAAGUUCCAGGCCAAAAAGCAGGAAAGAGGCCGCAAGCCGCUCAGGAGGAGCUUCUCAGGACGCCUCAACGAGCCUCUUAUUGAAUACGUGGAGGAUGAAACGGAAACCAACCGCGGUCAGAGACGGGCAUCCAUCCAGCCCAGCAUGCAGAAGUCCUGCUCGUUUGACAGCGGAGUCGGCCUCGUCCACGCUAACGCACCGCCUCACAGGAGGAGUAGAUCUCUGGACGAAUCGCGUCGAUCUCCCAGCUCACCCGGACGAGCAAAACCAGGACAAGAGGAAGGUUCUCAGAGUCUGAAGGAAGACUUUACAGACGAUGAAGAGGCAGGGAGAAAGUUGCUGGCCAUCCCGAGCCCUCAGCGACCCACAAGAAGAGGAGGAUCUGUCGCUCCUGUACAAGGAACUCACACAGUAGGUGGAUCAUCUGUUCCUUCAAGCUUCAUUGCUGGAAACCGAAUGAGGCUGGAUCAGGAGCAGACGGAGGGAGGAACAUUUACCGGCUCCCAAGGAUCUCUGGCUGAGUCGUUUAUUUUGGAACAUGGCGGCUCCGAGUCUUCAAGCAGAUUCGGCUCGUAUGAGGAGCUGAGUCACGGUCAUCUCAGAGGAAAAUACCGAUCAGGAGAGAGUGACCUAUGUGAUGAUCAGAGUGAACCUCUCAUUUCACCUUCCCCCUGCUCAUUCCAAGAAGUCAAACCUAGGAGCUCGUUUCCUCAGGCGCCGCCACGUAAUCGAACUCGCUCCAAUCCCAACUUAUCCUCCAACAGCAGAGCUCAGCCGGGGAUGACGCUAACGCCGAGUCCCAGUCCCAGCCUGUCUUCUCUGCAGGCUCCAGAGAGGCCUCCCAGAGCCAAGGACAAGAAGGAGGGCUGUGGCCUCCAGAGACACGCAUCGGCUCCGGCCCUGGAGUUACGACCGCCUACAGGGAAGUCGCCCAAACUAGGACUGCUGAAGAUCUUCCGCAGACAGUCCUGGACCGGUCAUUCCUACUCCCAGCUGGAGAACUCUGAGUUAGGACCCACUCUAGGAGAGAUCAUGAAGCCGGACACACCCACCAUGUCUCUGAGGAAGAAGAUGAGAGCUUCAGCCUCCAGCCUGACCAAGCUGUUCACCAGGUCCAAGGAGGAUGUGAGUAAAGGAGGACCAAUAGUGAAAGGAUCAGCUCUCGUCUCAUCUGAAGAAGACCUCAGCAGUGGUCCUGAGAGCCCUAAAGAGAGGACCUCCAAACGUCUGCCAUCUUUCAGAAUACCUUUGUUUAAAAAGCCAAAAGAGCUGCCGGUUCGUCCCUGCAAGGCUGAGGUUCUGCAUUUAGACGGAGGUGGAGUUCUGCUGGUGUGGAGGCCGGUUCAGUCCAGCGACCCGGUUACUUACUGUGUGCAGUACUGUACAGACGGUGGGGAGUGGACGGUCCUGUCAGAAGAGGUAACAGAAAGCUGCUAUGUGGUGAAGGAUUUACCCACAGGAGCUUCUUAUGUGUUCAGAGUCGGCUGCAUCUCCAAGAGAGGAGCUGGACCUUUCAGUGACGCCUCAGCUCCUGUUGUCAUGGCAACACAUCCCGAAGAGAUUCACAUUCCUCUCAUUCAGACUCAGUCUCUGGGGUCAAAGGGAACCGGAUCAACAACUCACAAGAACUUCAGCUUCCUGUCUGAAAUCAACAGGGGUCGUUUCAGUGUAGUAACUGUGUGUCGGGAUGUUGAGACCAGCCAGGUGUUUGCUGCUAAGAUCACUCCUUACCAGGCAGAGCAGAGGCAGCUGGUGCUGAGAGAAUAUCAGCUGCUGAAGAGGCUUCAUCAUCCUCAUCUGGUCCAGCUUCACACUGCGAUCAUCACCCCCUGCUACAUGGUCUUAGUGGAGGAGCUCUGUCCAGGCAAGGAGCUGCUCUACAGCCUGGCUGCAAGAGAUCUAUACGCUGAGACUCACGUCGCUGAGCUGCUGGUUCAGAUUCUGGGAGCAGUCGACUACUUGCACAGCCGCCGGGUCAUCCACCUGGACCUGAAGUCCGACAACAUGCUAGUGGACGACAACAACCACGUCAAGAUCGUAGACCUGGGCUCAGCUCAGUCCUUCACGCCCGGACAGCCUCUGAGCAUCGAGCACAUCCAGGGAAUGUCAGACAGCAGAGGCUACCCCGGCAAAGUUUAUAUUGUGCUUCCUAAAGCUCCGGAAAUCCUGGAAGGUCAAGGAGUCGGACCGGAGACCGACGUCUGGGCGAUCGGAGUUCUGUCCUUCAUCAUGCUGAGCGCUGACAGCCCGUUUCAUGCAGAACACGGCUGGGAGCAGGACAAAAACAUCAAGAAAGGGAAGAUCCAGUUUGGACGCUGCUAUCCGGGUCUGUCAGAAGGAGCUUUAACCUUCAUGAAGAGCAGCCUGAAUAACAAAUCCUGGGGAAGGCCGACUGCAGCCGAGUGUCUCCAGAACCUCUGGAUACGAACACAUCGAGCUCCACACAAAGCACCGCGCUCCAAAGUGUGUUUCUCCACCGACAAGCUCAAAGCUUUCCUCAAGCAGAAAGAGGAGAAACGAGAUCAGGUGCGCAUCAAACUUCAGGGUCCCUUCUUCCAGUAAGGAACCAAAAAAAUACAUCUCGUCUAAAUAAAAUGGAGCUUUACAGCUUUGUGAAUCCAUAGAAAACAAUCAACCUGAUCCCUCAGAAUCAGAUAUUAUUUAUGUAACUUUAUUUUAUUUAAUGAACAAAUGCAAAGUUUCACCUUCAUACUGUGAAUGUUAUCCGAGUUACAGGACCUGAAAGUACAUAGAGGGGGGUUAAAAUGUCCUGCUUUUAAGUUCAUGUUGUUGUUUUACCACAGAAUAAAUCGUCUUUAUUAGAUGAUCCUGGUGUCAAAUGUAGUAAAAAUGAUCCUUUCAUUGUCUAUCACUAGUUCUGACCAACCACCUAUCACACAUGCUGAUAUGAGCCUUAAAGUUUACCCAGAAUGCACUUUUUACAGUUUUCUCCAUCCUCAUAUCAUCAUACUUCCACCUCCAUGCUUCACUGUCAGGACUAUGCAUUCACUGUGGAACUACUGGUCAGAAAAGACACAAAACAACCACAAAGAGACACAAAACCAUCCUUUAGACUUUACCCAGAAUGCAUUUUAAAAGUUUUCUCUGGUGAACUAUCAGAAACAGAAACACAUCCAGAGAACCAAUGAUUGAUUCUGGGACUCUGUCAUUAAACUGCUGCAGUUUUACUGUUCACACUGAGACAUCCCAUAAUACUGAUGCUCUGAUUUGGUUCAUUUUUUUCUCCCUUGUGUUAUUUUGCACAGUUUUUGUGUGUCUUUUUGACAGUUUUUUUUUUCUCUUUGUGCUCAUUUUGUUUGUUGUUUUUCCAACUUUCCGUCUCACUUUUCCUGUUUUGCGUCGUGGUUUUCUUGUUUUGUGACAUUUUGUGACUUGUUUUUCCUGUUUGGAUUUUCUCUCAUUUUUCUUUGUGCUUGUGUCUGGAUUUAGACAGCUUUUUAUCUUGUUUUUGUCAUUUGUUGCCUUUUUCUGUCUCCUUUUUGUUGUUUGGUUUGAAACGUCAAACUAAAUGUUCAUCAGCAUCGUUUUGUGUUUUUGAGACUGUUUUGUCUCUUUGUAACAAAAGCAUGUGGCACUGUGGUAGUACUGGUCAGAAGAGACACUAAACCACCAGAAAGAGACACAAAAACACCCCUAAACUUUACCCAGAAGUCACUUUUUUAAAGUUUUCUCUGGUGAACUAUCAGAAACAGAAACACAUCCAGGGAACCAAUGAUUGUUUCUGGGACUCUGUCAUUAAACUGCUGCAGUUUUACUGCUCAAACUUAUGAGACAUCCCAUAAUACUGAUGCUCAGAGUUGGAUAUAAUAGUGAUUUAGUUUCAGUUUUUAACAGAAUUUAAGUCAUCUGUCUAUCUGCUGGACUGAGUCCAUUAAAAAGUGAUUUAAAAAUGCUGAAUUUCUACCUACUUCUAUGUACACCAAGGGUUUGUAACUGAAAAUAUUCAUAGUAUGAAGGUAAAACUUUUCACUAAAGUUACUAAAAUCAGCGGAUUCUGAGGAGCUUUUUUCAGAUUUGGUUGAUUUUCUAUGGAACACGUUUUUUUCAGCUGUGUGUGUUUUCUGUUGGGUGAGAUUCAUAAAAUGACUUUGGUGAACCCUGAUGUUUAAAACUGUGAUGCGUCUUAAUGAGUUUCAAAGUGUACUUAGACAUUAGAUUGUGUGUUCUACGGAAACAUAUCAGGGAUUAAACUCUGAGAAGCGAUGAGUUCUAAAGUUUUGACUUUUCUGCUACAGUGUCAGAUUCACAUGUUAAAGUAAGAAUGUUUUCUGUGUUCUGCCUCCUACUGACGGCUUUAAACAGGAUUUUAUUUACAGAUUUUACAUGACUGAAUUGUAUAAAUGGGGUUAAAUUGUUGGGUUUCAUUCGAUGCUUCAUAUUAAUAAACAGUCCAGCAGCCUAGUGAAUGAAAUAUUUAUUAAAUGACAAAGAAGUGCUCA
Messenger RNA from Acanthochromis polyacanthus (spiny chromis), 23609 nucleotides. It is a transcript of the gene obscna, whose product is annotated as obscurin, cytoskeletal calmodulin and titin-interacting RhoGEF a. Lineage: Eukaryota; Metazoa; Chordata; Actinopteri; Pomacentridae. Gene Ontology annotation, biological process: protein phosphorylation. The transcript is spliced from 81 exons. The record is from RefSeq and is a predicted model, not a curated record. Gene Ontology annotation, molecular function: ATP binding; guanyl-nucleotide exchange factor activity; protein binding. Bases 2890 to 21711 code for a protein of 6273 amino acids.